This is a messenger RNA of Adineta ricciae, 594 nucleotides long. The record is from the annotation of a GenBank genome assembly. Lineage: Eukaryota; Metazoa; Rotifera; Eurotatoria; Adinetida; Adinetidae.
AUGACAUGUCUAAGCGAGUUGUUUUUAUUACUUUUCAUCACACCAUUAGCUACUCAAAAUAUACGCACACUGGAACUAUCUCAUCUCAACAAUACUCUCUACACAUGCUCUGAUCCACAAUGUUCACCUUCGACUCUUGUCACUGUUUCCAACAUUAGACACUGCCAAAUAGUAUGUUUAGUCACUACUGAGUGUCGCACAGUGGUGUUUUAUCACUCGAAUAGUCAGUGUCAGCUGUUUGUUGAUAUUGCAACUAACAUGGGUACUUUGUCAAUUCAGAUGGGUGUGGAGACAAUGAUUGCUAUUGAUAACAGAAAAUUAUCGGCUCCUACAACGAGCACAACGACGACUACUACAGCGAACCCAUAUCUAUGUAGUAAUAUGACCAUACUUGCUGGAUAUAACAUGCCCGGCGAUGAUAUAACUUCUCAAAUUCUUGAUAGUUAUGCGCUGUGUUGUCAGUGGUGUUUGACUUAUAGUGGUUGCGUGGCAUUUAUCUGGGGAGUAGCAGGAGUAUCCACUUCGAGAUGUUAUUUAAAAAAUGCUAUUCCUGAUUUUACAGUCGACUCAGAACUCAUCAGUGCACAUUAUUAG